This is a messenger RNA of Monosiga brevicollis MX1, 2268 nucleotides long. RefSeq lists its product as uncharacterized. The coding region runs from base 1 to 2268 and encodes 755 amino acids. The transcript has 3 exons. Gene Ontology annotation, molecular function: clathrin binding. Gene Ontology annotation, cellular component: AP-1 adaptor complex; trans-Golgi network membrane. The record is from RefSeq and is a predicted model, not a curated record. Lineage: Eukaryota; Choanoflagellata; Craspedida; Salpingoecidae. Gene Ontology annotation, biological process: intracellular transport.
AUGGCUGACCCUUUUCAAUUCGAGCCGCCGGAUUUGGACGAUGAUGAUUCAGCUGGCACUGGCGUUGGCACCGGCAUGAACUUUGACGAUCUCAUGUGGUCUCCAGCAGCCAAUCGCUUGGCCAGUGAGCAGCCCUCAGCGGCACCACCAACUACUGGAAGCCCUGAGGGCAAUGGCAUUGCCGACGACGAUUGGGGGACUUUUCGGGCCAGCUCUGCCGUCAGCGCUGCACCAUCCAACGACUUUGGUGAUUUCACUGCGUCAGGAAGCGUCAAGGCUGAUGCGCCCACGAGUGCCAAGGCGGCGGAAGAGCAACAUGCCUCAGAGUCGAAUCUUGGAGAUUUUAGCGCACUCACCAAUGCCGCGGCGGAGGAGCCCAAGGCAGAUGAGCCAAAGGACGAGCCGGAUUUUGGAGACUUUAGUGCCCCCACGAGCGCCAAAGCAGAUGAGCCACAGGACGAGCCAAAGGAUGAGCCGAAUUUUGGAGACUUGAGUGCCCCCACGAGCGCCAAAGCAGAAGAGCCGGAUUUUGGAGACUUUAGUGCCCCCACGAGCGCCAAGGCAGAUGAGCCACAGGACGAGCCAAAGGAUGAGCCGAAUUUUGGAGACUUUAGUGCUCCCACGAGCGCCAAGGCAGAGGAACCGAAGGACAAGCUCAAGGAGGAGCCAGACUUCGGAGACUUUAGUGCCCCCACGAGCGCCAAAGCAGAAGAGCCGGAUUUUGGAGACUUUAGUGCCCCCACGAGCGCCAAAGCAGAUGAGCCACAGGACGAGCCAAAGGAUGAGCCGAAUUUUGGAGACUUUAGUGCUCCCACGAGCGCCAAGGCAGAGGAACCGAAGGACAAGCUCAAGGAGGAGCCAGACUUCGGAGACUUUAGUGCCCCCACGAGUGCCACGGCAGAGGAACCGAAGAAUGAGCCAAAGGACGAAUCGAAGGAUGAUUUUGGAGACUUUACGCCAAGGCAGAGGAACCGAAGGAUGAGCCAAAGGAGGAAGCCAGAUUUUGGAGACUUUAGUGCCCCCAUGAGCGCCAAAGCAGAAGAGCCGGAUUUUGGAGACUUUAGUGCCCCCACGAGCGCCAAAGCAGAUGAGCCACAGGACGAGCCAAAGGAUGAGCCGAAUUUUGGAGACUUUAGUGCCCCCACGAGUGCCAAGGUAGAUGAGCCGGAUUUUGGAGACUUUAGUGCCCCCACGAGCGCCAAGGCAGAUGAGCCACAGGACGAGCCAAAGGAUGAGCCGGAUUUCGGAGACUUUAGUGCUCCCACGAGCGCCAAGGCAGAGGAACCGAAGGACAAGCUCGAGGAGGAGCCAGACUUCGGAGACUUUAGUGCCCCCACGAGCGCCACGGCAGAGGAACCGAAGAAUGAGCCAAAGGACGAAUCGAAGGAUGAUUUUGGAGACUUUAGUGCCCCCACAAGCGCAAAGCAGAUGAGCCACAGGAAGAGCCGGAUUUUGGAGACUUUAGCACCCCCACGAGCGCCAAAGCAGAGGAACCGACAGGACGAGCCCAAGGAUGAGCCGAAUUUUGGAGACUUUAGUGCCCCCACGAGUGCCAAGGCAGAUGAGCCGGAUUUUGGAGACUUUAGUGCCCCCACGAGCGCCAAGGCAGAGGAACCGAAGAAUGAGCCAAAGGACGAAUCGAAGGAUGAUUUUGGAGACUUUAGUGCCCCCACGAGCGUCAAGGCAGAUGAACCGAAGAAUGAGCCAAAGGAUGAGCCAGAUUUUGGAGACUUUAGUGCCCCCACAAGUGGCAAAGCAGAUGAGCCACAGGAUGAGCCGGAUUUUGGAGACUUUAGCACCCCCACGAGCGCCAAAGCCGAGGAACCGAAGGACGAGCCCAAGGAUGAGCCGGAUUUUGGAGACUUUAGCGCUCCCCCGAGCGCCAAGGCAGAAGAGCCGGAUUUCGGAGACUUUAGUGCUCCCACGAGCGCCAAAGCAGAUGAAUCGAAGAAUGAGCCACAGAAUGAGCCAGAUUUCCGAGACUUUAGUGCCCCCACCAGUGCCAAAGCAGAAGAGCCGGAUUUUGGCGAUUUCAACGCACCCGCUAGCGCCAAGGCAGAGGAACCAGGCUUGAGUAACUUUGAAGCGAGCACUGCUUCCUCUUCUACUCCGUCUUACCGGCUGCACAAUGUGGCAACCUUGUGCAAAGAAGCUCUGGUCUGUGCAUCUGUUUCCACAGCAUCGGUCCCAAAUUUUUGUCCAUGGUCCUUACUCAUCUGCAUGACCUUUAGACAUCGGCAGUACACGGGCAGAAAGCACCCUCUUUAG